AUAUUGAGUAAAAAAAUUUCGUAGAUCAUAUAUCUCCUGUAUUCUAUACAACUUAUAAGGAACUCCUUUUCAAAAAGCAGCGGACCAAAAGAUGAAAAUUCACUUUAAAAACAAAAAUAAAGACAUUGAUGUAUAUAUAUAGUUAUAGGUAACUUUAGUAGAAGUCACGGAUCCAAGGUAAGGUAAGGAAUAAAAAUGAAGUGGGUCAUAUGACUAAAGCUGAUCGUGUAGCUAUUUUCAACAUCUACCUUCUGCUUUAGGCGUUUUCAAGGUGAACCCCAACAAGGAAAAAAAACCUCCAUCACCAAAAUGGCGCUGAGCAACAAUGUGAUUGGUGCAAUAAACUUCGUCGCUAUGCUUCUUUCAAUUCCUAUAAUCGGUGCAGGGAUCUGGCUGGCAAUGGAAACAGACAACUCGUGCGUGAAGAUUCUGCAAUGGCCUGUGAUUAUCUUGGGGAUAUUGAUUCUGGUAGUAGCAAUAGCAGGGUUUGUAGGAGGAUUUUGGAGAAUACCAUGGCUGCUGAUAUUUUACCUAAUAGCAAUGCUGAUCCUGAUAAUAUUGCUUGCAUGUUUGGUGGUAUUCAUAUAUAUGGUAACGAUUAGGGGGUCAGGACACCUUGAACCAAACAGAGCCUACUUGGAAUAUCACUUGGAUGAUUUUUCAGGAUGGCUUCGCCGGAGGGUUCAAAGUUCUUACAAGUGGGAUCGAAUAAGAAGCUGCCUUAGCUCAACCGAUAACUGUGCUGAGUUGAACCAGAGAUUUCGCAUGGCGCAGGAUUUCUUUAAUGCUCAUAUUACCCCCUUACAGUCAGGAUGCUGCAAGCCCCCUACGCAAUGUGGGUAUAACUUUGUGAACCCAACGUAUUGGAUAAGUCCCAUAUACGACGCAGCAGACAUGGACUGCCUGAACUGGAACAAUGACCAAACUCAACUGUGCUACGGUUGCGAUUCGUGCAAGGCAGGGUUGUUGGCUAACUUGAAAAAGGAAUGGAGAAGGGCAGAUAUCAUAUUGCUCAUAACUCUUGUAGCUUUGAUAUGGGUGUAUUUGAUAGGCUGCUGUGCCUUUAGGAAUGCCAAGACAGAGGAUCUAUUCCGCAGAUACAAGCAAGGUUACACCUGAAGAAGCAAAUGUUCACUAUCUUAAGAUUUGUUUUCCAUUAUCUUAUUAUUAUUAUUAUUAUUAUGUAUCAUUACAAGCAAGUUCAUGGUUUUCUUGAUUAGCAGUUAAUUAGCAGUGUGUUGUGGUACAAAGUUGUGUUGCUGUAGAAACUUGGAAUUAAUGGGAAAGUGCGCACCGAAAGUUAAUUGCUUGUC
Jatropha curcas is the source of this 1313-nucleotide messenger RNA. It is a transcript of the gene TRN2, whose product is annotated as Tetraspanin family protein. Gene Ontology annotation, cellular component: membrane. The record is from RefSeq and is a predicted model, not a curated record. NCBI's taxonomy places the organism in Eukaryota, Viridiplantae, Streptophyta, Magnoliopsida, Malpighiales, Euphorbiaceae. Gene Ontology annotation, biological process: auxin-activated signaling pathway.